AUGGGCUCCCGUCAUGAGAUCAACUCUAGUGCAAUGCGCAAACGCAUUGAAAAUCAUGACUUCAACGAUGAAGGAGGAGAGGAGUAUGAGGCCUCCAGCUUCGGCGGGUUUGGGGACUACAUGCGCCGGAAAAAAAUGAAGUUGCAGAAUCUUGACGCGGAAAUUCGAGCAUCAGCUGGCGAUUGCCCGCCAAUAUUCCGUGGUGUAGUUGCCCAUGUCAAUGGGUACACUCAACCCUCCCUGCAAGACCUGCACCACCUGAUUGUCAGCCAUGGGGGUGGCUUCCUUCAAUAUCUAGAUGGCAAGACUGCGGCUACUCAUAUCAUUGCCAGUGCCCUGACACCCAAGAAGCGUGAGGAGUUCCGCCGCUACCGCAUAGUGAAACCUACGUGGGUGACAGACAGUAUCAAAGCAGGACGUCUGCUGCCAUGGGAUGAAUUUAGAAUAGUAGACGAAGGUCAGGCACAAAGGGUGCUCAAGUUUGAUGAUGGCCGGUUUAUCAGUCAGACGAAUAGCCCUCGCACAGGUUACAAAGAGCAAUCAAGGGCCAGCUGGUAUAGCUCUCAGCUCCGAGAUAUGAGCACAACCGAAGAGGGUCCCGGCUCUUCAUCAAAACUUGUGACCCCGUAUGUGCGGUCAAAUGCCUCCCAGAUGGUCAUACCAACCAUGCGGAGCCAGUCAUCUCAGUCAGACUAUGGUGACUUCCCUAGCUUCACUAUGGAGAAAGAGGAGGAAGCUCAUGACCCUCAGCAUCAACAAGAGACACCAGCCAAUGUCGUAACACAACCUACAAUGCCACAUCAAGCUCCGGAUUCUGAUCAAGUGCCCACUUCACCAGAUCCACUGGUUGAUCUCGAAACAACAACGCUUCUCGACCAAACAAGUUCAACACAACCCGCUUUAACUUCUGAAGAAUACAACGCACAGCUCCUUUCUGACUCAAGGAUGCAGAAGUCCUCUGUUGCGAAUCCGGAAUUCCUGCAGCAGUAUUAUAGGGAGUCUCGCCUCCAUCAUUUGUCAACCUGGAAGGCGGAGCUGAAAGCCCAACUGCUGACCGCAACGAAGGAAAAUGCACAAUCUCAGAGAUCGAAAAAGAAACCUGUGCCUGGAUCAAGACGGUACAUUCUACAUGUGGACUUCGACUCAUUCUUUGCAGCUGUCUCAAUUCUAAACCACCCCGAGCUCCAAGACAAGCCGGUUGCUAUCGCCCAUGGUUCUGGACCAGGCUCCGAGAUUGCUAGUUGUAAUUAUCCUGCACGUGCUCGAGGCGUUAAGAAUGGGAUGUGGAUGAAAGCUGCUUUGCAAUUAUGCCCCGAUCUCAAAGUCCUGCCUUAUGAUUUCCCUGCCUAUGAAGAUGCGAGUCGCAAGUUUUACACCUCGAUACUUGCCAUUGAUGGCACCGUGCAGAGUGUCAGUAUCGACGAGGCUUUGAUUGAUGUCACAAAUCUAUGUGUGGAAGCUGGCGGCUCAGAUGGAAAGGCUAUAUCAGAAGGAUCAAUUUAUCGCGAGCAAGCCAAAGCGGACGAAAUUGCCCAAAAUUUACGAGAUUCAAUCAAAGAGAAAACCGGAUGCGCAGUCUCUGUCGGAAUUGGCAACAACAUUCUGCUCGCAAAAGUGUCUCUCAGAAAAGCCAAGCCUGCUGGGCAGUUUCAAUUAAAACCAGAUGCUGUUCUGGAUUUUAUUGGAGAUCUUACUGUUCGUGAUCUUCCUGGAGUGGGCAAUAGCAUGGCAAUUAAACUCGAAGAGCUGAAUGUGAAAUUUGUCAAAGACAUCAGAGAUCUCCCGAAAGAGAGACUUAUAUCUGGCCUGGGACCCAAAACUGGAAUCAAAUUGUGGGAAUACGCUCGCGGAAUCGACCGAACAGAAGUCGGCGAUCAAACCAUCAGGAAAUCUGUUUCGGCCGAGGUCAACUGGGGGAUCCGGUUUGUCAAUCAGGGUCAAGCAGAUGACUUUGUGCGUUCUCUGUGCGAGGAGCUGAAUCGAAGAUUGAUGGAAAAUCUGGUGAAGGGGAAGCAGCUCACCCUAAAGGUUAUGCGUCGAUCGAUAGACGCUCCACUGGAACCGGUCAAGCAUCUCGGCCAUGGAAAAUGUGAUACAUUCAACAAGAGCGUCGCUCUUGGUGUUGCGACCAAUGUACCAGAAGUCAUUGGGAAAGAAGCAAUCUCGAUGUUGAGAAGUUUCAACUUUUCACAUGGAGACUUGAGAGGUCUGGGUGUGCAAAUGACCAAACUUGAACCAAUCAAGUCUGGCCCUUCAGGCCCCGAGAGCAGUCAGCGACAACUCAACUUCCAGACGUCUCCACCUCGCAAGAAAGCCAUCCCAGAUGCAGACCCCGACGAGCUGGAGAGUCCGCAGAAAGAUGACUCUGUUCGGAUUCAAGCGGAUCCAGUACUCAGCGAUAGUGCGCACAAGCCACUCAACAUCUCGGGGUCCCAGUUUAUUAUGCCCACUCAACCAGAUCCCAAAGUCCUUGCCGAGUUGCCCACGGAUAUCAGAUCCAGGCUUGUUGCACAAGCAAAGCCGCGCCAGGAUUCUCGCUCUGGGUCUCCUUGUCCUCUCCCGCGUGAAGCACGACAGCCUGCCCAAGCCGACCUUCCCCCGCAGUCCCAGCUGGACCCAGAUGCAUUGGCGGCAUUGCCUGAAGAUGUCCGCAAAGAGGUAUUGGGAUAUUAUAACAACCCAGCCACCAACGCUGCGCCGCCGCCCGCGCCGGCAGUACCAGAGUCGCGCCCAUCAACAUCUAGCUCUCUCAAGCCGAGAAGGCCAGUCUCACCACCUAAAAAGAGGCGUGGCCGCCCACCCCAGUCGGCAACGAUUGCGAACAAGCCUAAGCCCAAGCCUUUGAAUCAAUCAAGCUUUGGGUUCGUUCUUCCACGCCCAGCGGCCGUAUCUGCUGGUUUUGAUGAAGAGGGCUUGUCUAGACAGGCGUCACCAAACAUCGAAGACCCAACCGAAGCUUCAGCCGAAUUUCUUGCUGCUCUACCUGAAGAUAUCAGACAAGAACUCCUUGAAGAACAAAAGCGCACCCGGAUGCAACAGCUCUCGCGAGCUACUGAACCUGCACAAAGACCUCCAUCUUGGGUACAGGAAGCUUCCCCUUCUGCACCAAUUGCCACAGAGAAACUUCUACCUCUACCCCCUCUCCCCAAGCGUCCCGUCUUUACAUCACAGCGCCUGUCCCGAUUACCAGAUCUGCGAGAUGCUGUUGGCUCAUGGCAUGAUGUCUUUGCGGCUGGCGGCCCAUACCGCGAAGACGUUGCUUCGUUGUGUAAAUAUUUGUCCAGUGUGACACUGCAAGAGAAGGAUGUGGACAAAGCUGUUUCGGUGGUGCGCUGGUUGAUGUGGUUGGUCGGUGAUCAUUCGCAGCAGCAGCAGGGGUCUAAAGAGCCACAAGGGUCCCGGCCUGAGGGGACUAUAAGUUGGGAAGAGGCUAUAGAGACCAUGCAGUACAGUGUCCAGGCGGCUCUGGAACAGAGAGAGCUCCCCCCAGUGGACUUUUCGUAA
Messenger RNA from Penicillium samsonianum, 3504 nucleotides. RefSeq names its product putative DNA damage repair protein Mus42. Lineage: Eukaryota; Fungi; Ascomycota; Eurotiomycetes; Eurotiales; Aspergillaceae. The record is from RefSeq and is a predicted model, not a curated record. Bases 1 to 3504 code for a protein of 1167 amino acids. Gene Ontology annotation, molecular function: deoxycytidyl transferase activity; DNA-directed DNA polymerase activity; damaged DNA binding. Gene Ontology annotation, biological process: error-prone translesion synthesis; error-free translesion synthesis. Gene Ontology annotation, cellular component: nucleus. The transcript has 2 exons.